Hyaloperonospora brassicae is the source of this 1008-nucleotide messenger RNA. Lineage: Eukaryota; Oomycota; Peronosporomycetes; Peronosporales; Peronosporaceae. The record is from the annotation of a GenBank genome assembly.
AUGGCGACACGCCGUAUCCUGGAAAAAGAGAUCGAGGCGAGUGUCUCGUUGUUAUACAUGAGGCGUCCAUGUGAUACGGUCGUGGACACUGCAGCCACAAAAGGUCCCCGUGCUGGAGCUGCGAAGGACAGGGACGCGUUGCACGAAUCGCUGAUGAAAGUGGUGGCGAAACAAGUGCCAAACGAGCUGUCUCUGCGACAGAAGCUGUACGUGAAGAAGAAGUGUGGUGCACGUCUCACGGCAUUGUCGCGGGAGCUGACGCUCGAGGAGUUGCGCCCGCACUUUGGUCAGCCCAUCGUCGAAGUUGCUCGGGAAUUUGGCAUUUGCACGACGUUCCUCAAGAAACUCUGUCGCCAAUGCGGUAUCAAGCGCUGGCCACAUCGCCAAAUCCGGUCGCUGAACCGUACGAUCCAGAUGCUGGAGCAAGUGGAGUCGAAGGCGACGAGUUCAGAGGAGAAGGCCACGUACGCGGCACAGAUUGAGGAGCUCAAGGACAAGCAGCGCGCAGUGAUGGAAGACCCUGAUGUGACUGGUGGACUGAAGCGCAUGAAGAAGCUCGGGGGUGGGUCCAAAGGAACUACUGCUGGACACAUUCCAGCGCGUGCUGAUCAGGACAAGGAGUUGUUACCGUCCAUGACGAUGACGCGUGACGGUGACGAUGCCAAGAAUUUACUCGCGCUCGCUGUUGCAGUGGACUCUAUGUCUGGCCAUAUCGAGAGCAGUGAAGCUGGCUUGCUGAGGGCAAAGAGUCGAGAGGGAGGGAGAUUGUCGCCACCAUCGCUGGGGGUACAUAUUCCCUCCUCGAAUUUGUCGACGGUACCCGUUCCGUCCUCGUUGAUGACGCCCAUGCAGGCUGCACUGGCUACAAGUCAGUGUUUGAAGUCGCUCCGAAUGUCUCCGACGCAUCGAAUAGCGACGGCGGAGAAUCGUUGUGAUGCCAAGAGCCAAUUUGACAGCUUCUCCGUCGCUUCGUUGCAGCGUAAGCCCUUUUGUAUGGGAAAGCGCUAA